Messenger RNA from Cajanus cajan (pigeon pea), 402 nucleotides. The record is from RefSeq and is a predicted model, not a curated record. NCBI's taxonomy places the organism in Eukaryota, Viridiplantae, Streptophyta, Magnoliopsida, Fabales, Fabaceae.
AUGAGUCAUGAAUCGUUCAACUGUCCCACCAGAAAUAGACUAGAGAGGGGUGCUCAGAGGAGUGAUACUCAGAGAGGCGACGCUCAGAGGGGUGACAGACCCACUACUGCUGGGAGAGUGUUUUCUUUGACUGGGGCUAAGGCUUCGACUUCUUCUGACCUGGUGAAGGGGAAGGGUAAAGCUGUUGGUAAGAAUGUGAUGAUUCUUUUUGACUCUGGUGCUUCUCACUCUUUUAUUUCCUAUGCUUGUGCUGCUAUGCUGGGUGUGCCGAUAUGUGAUUUGGGGUUGAGACUACUAGUGUCGAUGCCCGCUUCUGCUUCGGUAGUUGCUUCGGAGCUGUGUGCUGGUUGUCCGAUUGAGGUGAAUGAGAAGAGGUAUAAGAUUGUGCCAAUAGGAGGCUGA